UCAGAAUCCAAGCUUUGUAUUUUGUAUUCACCUUCAAAAUUUAUAAAAUUUCCGCAAAACCACGCAAAACCCACCAAAAAUUAUUUCCAAACCCAAUACUCCGCUAUUAAGUAAUUAAAUUUUACACUCCUCCAUAUAUUAUUAGAUAAAAAUGGCGGAUUCUAAUAUUUCCAAUGAGCAUGGUGUUGAUGAACACUGUGACCCUAACAAUCCAAGAAUAGUCAAAUAUGAGGAUAUCCUGGCCGCCGCCCGCCGCAUUGUUGGAAUUGUUAUGAGGACACCCUUACUGAAAUCCCACAUGGGAGAAAAAUAUGGCAUGGAUUUGUACUACAAAGCGGAAUUCUUACAGCGUGUUGGGAGCUUCAAUGAACGCGGCGCCUGCAAUGUCCUGGCGUGUCUCACCGACGAACAAAAGAAAUUUGGCGUUAUAACAGCUUCUACCGGCAAUCACGCCCUCGCCAUGUGCUAUCACGCGAUGCGGAAUAACAUCCCAUGCUGCGUCGUGAUGCCUGCGAGUGCUAGUCCAAUAAAGAUGGAAAAGUGCAGGGAGCUAUCUGGCAAUAAAGUUGUAAUUCACGGCGAAGACAUAGCUGAGGCCAAACAACACGCUCUCGAUCUGGCUUUAGAAAAGAAGAUGGUUUAUAUUAAUGGGUACGAUCAUGUGAACAUUAUUGAAGGGCAGGGUACGAUCGGUAUAGAAAUUGUAGAGCAGUUGCCAGAUGUCGACGCCAUACUGGUGCCCGUGGGGGGAGGUGGCUUGAUCGCCGGUAUCGCUACUGCCGUCAAACAUCUAAAACCUGAUACAGAAAUUUAUGGCAUUCAAACGGAUAAAACAUUUGCCAUGACUGAAACUCUGAGGAAGAACGAGCGAGUUCAUAUUGCUAUCAGUAACACCAUUGCCGAAGGGCUCGCUAUCAACAAAGUUGGAGUAAACUCAUUCGCCAGUAUAAAAGGAACGGUUGACAAGAUGAUUAUAGUGAAAGAGGAUUGGGUGAUGCGCGGGAUCCUACAUGUGAUCGAAGAAGAAAAGUUUGUAGUUGAAGGCGCAGGGGCUACCACUAUUGCUACAAUCAUGGCCGGACUCCUUCCUAAUCUCAAGGGGAAAAAAGUGGUGUGUGUAUUCUCUGGAGGUAACAUGGAUCCGAAGGUGUUGUCUAGGUGCAUCGAACGGGCCAUGGCCAUUGAGGGUCGCCUGGUGAAGUUCAGGGUCACACUCGAGGAUAAAGAAGGAGCUUUCACAGAGUUUUGUUCGCUCAUGUCCAACAUAGGAGUCACCAUUAGAGAUUUUGUCCCGCAGCGCACUUGGGUCACCAGCGAGAUCUUUUAUACAGAGGUGAAAGUGAUUGCGGAGACGUCGGGCUUGAACCAGGCGAAGGAGCUGACGGAUUUAGUAAAGAAGCACUACAAGGAGGCCUACUUCCACCAGCUCAGCGAACAUGCGCGCGUGACGACGGAGCGCCGCGGGCCCUGCCUCGCGCCCAACCCUGUCUGCAUGAUGAAGUAGACCCAGCUACUUGAAAUUAUUGACCUGAUAAUGAUAUGAUCGAAACUGUCUAAUGAAAUAAACUUGAUUCAAUUAAAUUAGA
Plutella xylostella (diamondback moth) is the source of this 1586-nucleotide messenger RNA. RefSeq names its product L-threonine ammonia-lyase. Gene Ontology annotation, biological process: L-threonine catabolic process; L-serine catabolic process. Gene Ontology annotation, molecular function: threonine deaminase activity; L-serine ammonia-lyase activity. The record is from RefSeq and is a predicted model, not a curated record. Lineage: Eukaryota; Metazoa; Arthropoda; Insecta; Lepidoptera; Plutellidae.